UAGCUGUGGGAGGCAUUUUUUCGGUAGAGUUCACAAGGAAGAAAAUCGUGGCAGCAGUGGAAAUAUCGAUGUUCUUGGACGAUUUCCUUCCAGGGCGAGUGGAAUCUGUCGAGGACAAAUCCCCGAUUUCGUCCAGGAGGAGCGAUCGAAGGAUGCUAUCGGGGCUUCCAAGAAGGAUGGCGUCGAGAGGUCGAUGCGAGGAAGCCGUGAGGAUGAUCGAGGAGACGUGCCUGGAGGAGGAAGAGAGUGUGCCGAGCGAGAGCUUGAUCGUGGCCGCUCUCAAUCGCCUCUCCUCUCCCAGAAUGCUCGAGGCCGGGGAGAGAAUCCACUGCGUCGCGAGCUGCCUCAACCUGGUGGAAUCGAAGAGGAAGAGAGUUGGAGUGGCGCUGCUGGGGAUGUAUGUGAGGUGUGGAAGCAUCGAAAGCGCUCGCAAGCUCUUCGAUUCCAUGGCGGUGGAGAGGAAUGGAGAGUGCUGGACAGUGAUGAUCUCCGCGUACGUGAGGAGGGGCUGGAUCAACGAGGCACUGCUGCUCUUCAAGAAAUCUCUCCUGGAAGGCGUCCGGCCAAGCGAGGGUACGUUUAUCGCGCUUCUUCACGCUUGCUCGAGGCCGGCUUCUUUGGAUCAAGGGAAGAAACUCCACAGGCUCUUGGAGGAGGCUGGAUUCCAGGAGUCCAUAGCGCCAUCGCUGGCUACUUCGCUGAUCAAGAUGUAUGGGAAGUGUGGGAGCUUGGACGAGGCCUGGAAGGUGAUGGAGAAGAUCGAAUCUCGGGACGUGGAGCUCUGGACAGUGAUGAUCGCUUCUCUGUCUCACUUCGGCAAGCUCGAUCGGGCAUUCGAGCUGCUCAAGAGGAUGGAUCUUGAGGGUGACAGGCCGAGCAAGAUGACUUUCAUGGCCGUCUUGCGAGCUUGCAAGGAUCAUCCGGAAGCUCGCCAAGUUGGAGGAGUUCUUCACGGUUUGAUCCGAGAGAGGGGACUCGAGUCGGACGUCGGCGUUGGAACGAGCCUCGUGAACAUGUACGCUAGGUGGGGAGACCCCCAGCAAGCGCAGGAAGUGUUCUCGCAAAUCGAAGCUCGCGACGUCUCGUCGUGGAACUGCCUGCUCGCGGCGUACUCUCGCUGCUCCCGGCAGGAGCAAGCGCUGGUUUUGUACCGCGAGAUGAUGCUCGAAGGCGUGAAACCGGACAGGCUCACGCUCAACACCGUCAUCGAUGUCUGUGCGAGCUUGAAAGAUCUGGAGCAAGGCAGCCGGAUCCACCAGCAGAUCGCCAGCUCCGGGUUUGCGUCCGACUUGAUGCUCGACACUGCGCUCAUCACUUUCUAUGGACGCUGCGGGAAGCUGGACGCGGCGUUGGAGAUCUUCGAGGCCUUGCCAGCUCGAGACAACGUAACUUGGAACACCAUGAUUGCAUCUCUCAACGAUCACUCUUCCCCGGAGGCCGCCAUGGGAUUCUUCCAGAGAAUGCAGCAAGAAGGUAUGGCACCGAGCAGAGUGACGCUUCUCACCGUGCUCGGACUUUGUGGCAGCGUCGGGGAAGCGAAGCUCGUCCACUCUUGCGUGAGAGAGAGUGGAUUCGAGCAGGAUAGCGAGGUGAAGAACACGCUCAUCACUGCGUAUGGAAGGUGUGGAGGACUGGCACAAGCCGUGGAGAUCUUCGAGGCACUCCCGCGGAAGAUCGAGAGCUCGUGGAAUGCGAUGAUGGGAGCUUACGCUGCGCAGGGAAAGCCGCGAGCGGCGCUGGAGCUCUUCCACCGGAUGGUGAAGCUGGAGCAGAUGAUCCAGCCGAGUGUUUCCACGAUCAUCCUGGCGCUCAACUCGUGCCGGAGCCUUGCCGACGGUAAGCUUGUGAUCUCUUCUAUCCCGGAAUCACUCGUGGAAGAGGAUGGAUUCGUCCAGGCGGCGAUGGUGGACAUGCUCGCGAGGUGUGGAAGCCUGGACGACGCCAGCGAGUUCUUUCACAAACUUAGGAAGAACAAGGACACGGUUCUCUGGACGACGAUGGUGGCGGCGUUCGCUCGUCACGGCCACUCUGCUCGAGCUCUCGGCCUCUUCGAAGCCAUGCUCCUCGACGGCGGCGGCUCUCCGGACGAAGUCACGCUCGUGAGCGUCCUCUCGGCUUGCAGCCACGCCGGGCUCCUCCAUCGCGGCCUCCAGAUCUUCGCCUCUACCGCCAGUGACUUUGGGGUCCAGUGGCGCUCGCUGGAGCUCUACGGCUGCGCGAUUGAUCUCCUCGGCCGGGCCGGGCAGCUCCAGGAGGCCGAGAUGCUCGUCGCGAGCUCGGAUUUCUCCGGGAGUUCCGUGCUUUGGAUCACGCUCCUGGGCGCUAGCAAGGUCCGUGGCGACGAAGAGGCGGGGAAGAGGGCGGCGGUGAAAGUUCUCGAGCUAGAUCCUGGCAACGCGGCGGCCCACGUUAUACUUUCAAAUCUGGCAUAUUCGUCCGAGCGCGACGGUGGCGAUUCGAUACACGUGGCGGGCGAUGCGAGAAGCGCAUCCGACGGCCCAGCAUAAGGUGUGGCGAUGGAGAUGGAGGUGGAUCGAGAGGCGGUGCCGCGACAGCAGCGCUUGAGGUUCACGUACCGAGGAAAGGAAUUCGUGCUGGCGAUCACGGCGAGCUCGAC
Molecule: messenger RNA, 2617 nt
Organism: Selaginella moellendorffii
Lineage: Eukaryota; Viridiplantae; Streptophyta; Lycopodiopsida; Selaginellales; Selaginellaceae
Product: pentatricopeptide repeat-containing protein At5g27110
Exons: 3
Coding region: 69-2507 (812 amino acids)
Biological process (GO): RNA modification
Cellular component (GO): intracellular membrane-bounded organelle
Molecular function (GO): RNA binding; protein binding
Source: RefSeq, a predicted model, not a curated record